Messenger RNA from Maniola jurtina (meadow brown), 2513 nucleotides. Its product is annotated as prolyl endopeptidase. Gene Ontology annotation, molecular function: serine-type endopeptidase activity; oligopeptidase activity. Lineage: Eukaryota; Metazoa; Arthropoda; Insecta; Lepidoptera; Nymphalidae. The coding region runs from base 22 to 2334 and encodes 770 amino acids. Gene Ontology annotation, biological process: proteolysis. The record is from RefSeq and is a predicted model, not a curated record. Gene Ontology annotation, cellular component: cytosol. The transcript has 16 exons.
AGCUAGCAACCUAAAAUUGAAAUGUCAAAUUGCAUGGCGGUGCGUCGCUUUUUAGCAAAUCAUCGCCGAUUUUCCGCGAAUUUUACUCUAUUUACUGCAAAAAAUAACAGUUUACUACCCAAAUUAAACACAGGACUUAAGUGCUAUUUAAGGAGACAGCAAUUGUGCGCACACGCAUCUUCAUAUUCCACAUUCGUCUCUCCCAGGAAUAUGACCUUUGACUACCCUGAAGCUAGGAGAGAUGAGACUGUGGUGGACGACUACCAUGGAACUAAGAUAGCAGACCCCUAUCGUUGGCUGGAAGACCCUGACUCCGAGGAGACGAAAGCCUUCAUAGAGGCCGAGAACAACAUCACCCGCCCGUUCCUCGACUCGUGCCCCGUGAAGGCGGACAUCCACAGCCGCCUCACCGAGCUAUGGAACUACCCCAAAUACUCCUGCCCCUUCCGGAGAGGAGACAAGUACUUCUUUAUGAAGAACACUGGCUUGCAGAACCAGAAUGUCCUAUACAUCCAGGAUAGCUUAGACGGUGAAGCUCGGGUAUUCCUAGACCCUAACACUCUAUCCGAAGAUGGCACGAUCGCCUUAUCCGGUAGCCGCUUUACCGAAGACGGUUCUACAUUCGCCUACGCACUGUCGGCUAGCGGCUCCGACUGGAACACCAUACACCUGAAGGAUGUGGAAACAGGCCAAGACUACCCGGAGGUGCUAGAGAAGGUCAAGUUUACCUCAAUGUCAUGGACUAAAGACAAUAAAGGAUUAUUUUAUGCGAGGUACCCCGAGCAGACGGGCAAGACAGACGGCUCGGAGACGGAAGUGAAUCGAGACCAGAAGCUAUGUUACCAUCGUCUCAACACGCCGCAGAGUGACGAUGUUAUAGUCGUCGACUUCCCCGAAGAACCCUUGUGGAGGAUUGGCGCAGAAGUAUCGGACUGCGGUCGCUACCUACUGAUUUCACCGGUGAAGGACUGUCGCGAUAAUCUGCUGUUCUUCGCGGAUUUGUCCAAGACGCCUCAAAUCGACGGCAAGCUGCCAUUGACGCAAAUCGUUCAUAAGUUCGAGGCCGACUAUGAGUACGUAACCAACGAAGGCUCGGUGUGCAUAUUCCGUACAAACAGGAACGCGCCAAAUUACCGUCUCAUCAAGAUCGACCUCAACAACCCCGCCGAAGAAAACUGGGAAACGCUCAUACCGGAACACCCCAAAGACGUAUUGGACUGGGCGUCCGCAGUAGACAAUGAUAAACUUGUUAUACACUACGUUAGAGAUGUUAAAAGUGUCCUCCAACUGCAUAGUAUGAAGUCUGGCGACAUGAUGCAAGCGUUCGACUUAGACGUGGGCUCCAUAGUUGGCUUCUCGGGCAAGAAGAAACAGAGCGAAAUAUUCUACCACUUCAUGUCGUUCCUGACGCCUGGUAUCAUCUACCACGUCGAUUUCAAAAAGCAACCCUAUACGCCUACCGUAUUCAGAGAAGUGAAGGUGAAAGGGUUUGAUGCGUCGCAGUACGAGGCUAAGCAGAUAUUCUACUCCAGCAAAGAUGGCACCAAAGUUCCUAUGUUUAUAGUUUCCAAAAAGGGUCUGCCGCGCGACGGGUCUAACCCUGCGCUAGUGUACGGCUAUGGCGGUUUCAAUAUCAACGUCCAACCCAGCUUCAGUGUAACGCGGCUGGUCUUCAUGCAGCACUUCAACGGCAUUGUGGCCAUACCCAACAUACGCGGGGGAGGUGAGUACGGCGAGCGGUGGCACAACGCGGGCCGCCUGCUGAACAAACAGAACGUAUUCGACGACUUCCACGCGGCGGCCGAGUACCUCGUCAGCGAGAAGUACACCCGCCCCGGCCUGCUCACCGCGCAGGGCGGCUCCAACGGCGGCCUGCUCGUGGCGGCGUGCAUCAACCAGCGGCCUGCGCUCUACGGCGCCGCCAUCGUGCAGGUCGGCGUGCUGGACAUGCUGCGCUUCCAGAAGUUCACGAUCGGCCACGCGUGGGUGUCGGACUACGGCAGCUCCGACAACAAGACGCAGUUCGACUACCUGCUCACCUACUCGCCGCUGCACAACAUACAGCCACCUGACAAUGUGAGUCGGGCGGAAUACCCGGCGACACUGGUCCUGACGGCUGACCACGACGACCGCGUGGUGCCGCUGCACUCGCUGAAGUUCAUCGCGAGCAUCCAGCACGCCGUGCGCGGCUCCGUGCAACGCCGCCCGCUGCUGGCGCGCGUCGACACCAAGGCGGGCCACGGCGGCGGCAAACCCACCGCUAAGAUUAUCGAUGAACACACGGACAUCCUUUGUUUUAUGACGCAGACGCUCGGUCUCAAGUUUGAGAAGUAAUCGGUUGCCAUACUACCAGUCACAUAGUAUUAAUUGCAUCGAUCGAUGAUUGAAAUAGUAUUAUGUAAAUAUAUACAAACCACACACUGUCAGAUUACCUCGGGCCUCCGCCAGGAUGCUGGUGAUAUUGUUAUGCAUUGCUACUAUUUUAUAUUGAAUAAACUUUGUUUUUAUUUUUA